Carassius carassius (crucian carp) is the source of this 1378-nucleotide messenger RNA. RefSeq names its product interleukin 11a (gene il11a). Gene Ontology annotation, cellular component: cytoplasm. The coding region runs from base 442 to 1038 and encodes 198 amino acids. Gene Ontology annotation, molecular function: growth factor activity; cytokine activity. The transcript is spliced from 5 exons. Lineage: Eukaryota; Metazoa; Chordata; Actinopteri; Cypriniformes; Cyprinidae. Gene Ontology annotation, biological process: positive regulation of MAPK cascade; positive regulation of cell population proliferation. The record is from RefSeq and is a predicted model, not a curated record.
UUUUAAACAAGCCUAAACAUUUCACUUCGCGAAAAAUUAGACUUACCCUCGCAUCCUUCUCUCUCUCUCUCUGUCUGUCUCUCCCUCCAUACAUCUCUCUGACCCUCGCCGUGUGUCUUUCCAUCCUCACUCGCGUUUGUUAAAACUAGACAACUAUUGGGACUGGACAGAGUCAAGUUUUGGGGCUUUUUUUCUAGUUCUCGCUAAUUCAGCAAUUCUGUCAUUCAUUCGUUUUCUUCCUCACCUCACGCUCUUCCUCUGUAAACUACUGUCGCGAGCCGUUCGCGCGGAUACUGAGAGAGAGAGAGACGAACUUUGGAGCACGUGACAACAUCUGGAGCUUCAUUUAUUUAUUAAUUUAUACGCUUUUGUUUGUUUGUUUAUUUCUCUGCGUAUUUAUUUGCAACGUAUCUACUUUUUAAAAUAAGGACCUGGACAAAUAUGAAAUUGCUGGGUGACUCCUCCUCAUCGCUGCUCCUCUCGCUGCUGUUGGCUCAACUUCAUCUGUUAGCAUCUGCCUUCCCUGCCCACCACCGGCGGAUCCAGACUGACUUUGACAAGCUGACCAAUCAGACCAGACACCUUCUGAAGCUGACUCAGGAUCUACUGAAAAACCCAGUGUUUGCCACAGAGAUUGAUCACCAUAGGUUCAAGUCUCUUCCAGCGAUCAGCAGCAGAGUCAGUGACCUCACCACUCUGGAGUUCAAGUCUACACUUUCUCAGCUCUAUGCAGACUUAAAGUCCUUUGAGCACCAUUUCGAGUGGCUGAACAGAACAACACGCAAGCAGCAGCACAGCUCAGUACCAAAGCUGACAGACGUGAUCUCCCACAUUAGGAGCCUCAUAAACGCCUUACAGCGUCAGAUGACCCGAGCAGAGGCUCCCCGGAUAGCCGUUCCCUCUCCCUCUCUCCCACCUAAUCCUGCUUUUCACUGGGAGGUGGUUCAAUCCUCUCAGGAACUCCUGCAGCAGUUCAGGCUCUUCUGUGACUGGGCCUCCCGAGUGUUCCUUACCCUCAAAUCCAGAUUACCAGCAUGAGGAACCUCAGAGGCAUCACACAAAAAAAAUUGGGCCAGGACUUGAUCAUUGGCCAGAUGGACAGGCCAUAGGGAGCACCGGGACUUUUCCCAGUGGGUUGGGUCAACGUAUGCGAUAAUGGUUUUGAAAUUGUCAGGCCAUAACAUCUGAGUAACAGGAGGGAAGUUGAGUAUUUCAACUUGUCCUCUCGCAACCAUUCACAACCUACUCUUGUUCAGUCUCUUUCCAACCGCCACGGCUUUGAACUUUUAAAUUAUAAGAAUGAGAGUAAAUCUGUUCAUAAUAAAGGCACACAUAAUUAUAAAUAUUGCGUAUGGAACCAGGAAGACAAUGACUGAUU